GCGAUCCUGCUGGAUUCUAACGAGUUCCCUGUUGGUUGAAGUGAGUAACAGCUACGUGGAAGGAAUAAUGGAACAAGUAAACCUAUCUAAAAUUGCAGGAAAACAAGCCUCACCACAUGAAGGCCUGAUCUGCGCGGCAUUAGGGAAAGAGCAAACACAUAAUUAUUUGAUAUUUUUCUCAGUACUCAAUAUCUUUUUUUCAGUUGUUGCGUUUCUUGGGAAUACUCUGAUCCUUGUCGCCCUUCACAAGGAAUCGUCCCUACAUUCGCCUUCCAAACUCUUGUAUCGUUGUCUGGCAGCAACUGAUCUCCUCACUGGCCUUAUUGCUGAGCCUUUUCAAGUUGUUUAUUGGCUCUCCCUGAUUCAUGAGAAUUGGACUCUUUGUCGUUACGCGUUAGCUGCACAUUAUUUCGCAAGCCUUCCUCUGUCUUCAGUCUCUCUGUUAAAAAUGACUGCAAUAAGCGUGGACAGACUUUUCGCCCUGUUGUUGAGUUUCAGAUACAGACAUGUUGUAACUUUGAAGCGAACAUACGUUAUUAUAGUCAUCUUCUGGGUUGUGUCGAUAGUCGCUGGGAUAUCAUACAUAGUGUCAUACCGUAUAGGCAUCUGGUAUAAUUGUAUCUUUCUGCCGGUAUGUUUAGCGACAUCAACGAUCUCAUACACAAAGGUAUUCCGUACUCUUCGCCAUAGACAGAAUCAAAUGAAAGCUCACGUUCAACAAAAGCCGAGCCAACCAGUUCCAUUGAACAUGUUGCGAUACAGAAAGGCAGUCUACAGUGCACUGUGGGUACACUUGGCAUUAGUUGUUUCCUAUCUACCCUAUAGCAUUGCAGUAACAGUUUUAACUGAUAAUGGACUCACUUCAUUAAGCUUAGCAGUCUGGGCAGGUGCAAUAUCCCUAGUUUACUUAAACUCGUCACUCAACCCGUUCCUUUAUUACUGGAAAAUUAACGAGGUGACACGAGCAGUAAAGGAGCCUACCAGAGGAACACUUUGCUGUCCAAGGAAUUAGCUACAUAGUCAGUUUACAGCUAGACCAUGAGCAGGCUACAAAAGCUUUCUACUAAUUAUAGAAAAUUAAGCUGUGGGUGAAACUUGACUUGAAAAAAAAUUAAAACACAA
Messenger RNA from Pocillopora damicornis (cauliflower coral), 1122 nucleotides. RefSeq names its product melanocortin receptor 5-like. The record is from RefSeq and is a predicted model, not a curated record. Lineage: Eukaryota; Metazoa; Cnidaria; Anthozoa; Scleractinia; Pocilloporidae. Gene Ontology annotation, cellular component: membrane. Gene Ontology annotation, biological process: G protein-coupled receptor signaling pathway. Gene Ontology annotation, molecular function: G protein-coupled receptor activity.